Syngnathus acus (greater pipefish) is the source of this 8479-nucleotide messenger RNA. It is a transcript of the gene crybg1a, whose product is annotated as crystallin beta-gamma domain containing 1a. The record is from RefSeq and is a predicted model, not a curated record. Bases 90 to 7922 code for a protein of 2610 amino acids. NCBI's taxonomy places the organism in Eukaryota, Metazoa, Chordata, Actinopteri, Syngnathiformes, Syngnathidae. The transcript has 23 exons.
CGUUCACGCCUCCAACUGACUCAAGUUGGUCCACUCACCUCCAAGUUUUGAAUGCAUUUGUGUUCUUUGACGUUUUUUUCCAAUUCAGCAUGAGUAAGUCGAGCACUUUAAAAGUGAAGAAUUUGUUCAAAGUAAAGUCACCGGAUAAAGAAGGCAAGGCUUCCAAGCAGUCGGACUCCAUCACAGAUGGAGACACGUUGCAGACUUCACCGGCGAGAUCUGGAGACGCCGCCGCCGCUGCAGCCGCACUGCCCGGUGAUGGCGUUUUCAUUUCCCCCAAGGAAAAAAAAGGAAAGCGGUCGUUGUCAUUGAGGUUUAAACGAAAGAAAUCUAAGCAGAAAGAAGACAGAGUUGUUGGCGACGAUGACUUGUUCCCCAAUGAACUGGACAGCUUCACCAGACACAUGAGUUACGACCAGAUGAGUGUUUCGACAGCGUGCUCAUUCCAAACCGAAUCCGAGUGGGACCUUCAUUCUGACACUAAGUCCAUGAUCUACUUCAACAUGACUCAGCAAGGAAAUCCCUCUUCACCACCCAAGUACUUCAAGAAUUCCGAGGAGAAAAAGGGCGUGUUGGGUCGUCUCAGUCACUUCUUCAAACCCAAGAAGAAGAGGAGCCGAAGCAGCGAGACUUCCGACACUUCACUCAAUGCAUCUUCUCCCGGUUCCCCGACGUCCCCCAUGUCUCCAGAUUCAUCUCCGCUGAAGCAGGAAGAUGGCUCAAAGACUCCUACCCCCUCCCACAAUGAUUACAGACUGACCUCCGAGAGUGAGGACACCCUCAGCCAAAGCUCCAGCCCCAGUGCCUCCAGUGUGGUUUGUCUAUUGGCUGAUGGGGAAGAUGUUCCAUUUUCAGACUCCAGCAGCAGCGGCUGUAGCAGUGUGAGGGAGGUUCCUGUGUUCGGCACCUCCGACAGUCAAAGGAAUUCAGGAAAUGUGACCCCCACUGCAUUCGACUUUGAAAGCCCCACUCUGCCGCUUUCUUCUGACUCCAAUUCAGAGGUGGGAUUUGCCGAGUCAGUGGUGGAGGAGGUGAGCAAAAGGCUGCAUAUGAAUUUGGAGGACAUCACUGUGGGUGAUACCCCAACCAAGCUGCCAACGCUUCAAAUUCCCUUCCCCAGUAACGUCGCACCCCCAAAAUCACCUAACUUAACUUCCAUAAGCUUGGCGACGUCAAAAGCAUCAGUCAAAGUUGGCGAACAUGUCCACAGCACGACCUUAACGGGAAUAACAUUGGGCUCAACUAACCUCGUCUCAACUCAGGAGGGUCCUCCGGAUGACGGCAGGGAAAAUUCAGCACAACCGAUAGCAUCUCCUACUUACCUCUUCAAAGCCAUAUUAGUUGAUACCUACCUGGGAGAGGAGGAGAUCAUUGGGAAGGAGGAGGUAACAGAAGAUCGGAUGAAAGAAGAGGAGGAGGGUUCCACACCACUUUCGCCUCCCGUGCUAGCAAUACCUGUCACAGUAUUUCCAGAGCAUGACUCCAUGACUCAGGGGAGCCCAGGCGCCGCAAGCAGCUUGCCAGAAUUGUCUUCUUCCUCCUCCUCCUCCUCCUCUUCCGCGCCAACUCCCGAGCAUUUGCAAAUUAUUUUACGGCAGCCCGAGGAGCCUCGCACUGGCAGCGACUCAAAGAAACACCCCUUUAAGGAGAGACAAGGGUCAAAAGUAACUUGUGUGACACGCAAGACUGUGAAUCUGCCUUCAAAGCCCAAGCAUGCGGCCUGUGAAGUGCUCAGUAACCCAGAGAUAACUUCGGAAAGGAAUAAGCAAGUGCCAGAGGAAGACGCCGACAAUUCCUGUUUGACGCCAGGACAGGAGCAGACAAACAACUUAUUACAAAGUCUCCCAAAACAUAAAUCUAAUGAAAACGGGAACGUAGACACGACGUCAAUUACACCAUCCGAUGAAAAUGAAGACCAAAACGCGUCGGAACUUUUAAUCAACCAAAAUUCCGUCUCUGAGUCAUUUGAAACGGAGGAUACCCCUACGACCCCUGACAUGCACAGAUCCAAACUACAACCUGGGCUAUCUGGAAUAAGAGGCAAUGGGACUAAGCAAGCAACGGGCUCCAAAACGGUAGCAGCAGAAAACCGGCGUACCAUUGAAAGCAUAGCGCGAGCCUCGGCAACGGGAGGCAAGGCCAAAAAUGUGGCAACAAAAGCCAAGGGCUCCACCGAGGACAUUAAAGUUACACCAUCCGGUGAUCUACCGCCACUAAAGCAACAAAACAAUGAAAAAACAAUCACACCAUCAAAAGACAAAUCCAGCAGUAGUCCGACAAAGUCUAAAAUCCCCAAAAGGCAAAUAUCAGAUAGUGAGAUCAAAACAACAGAAGCAGAGGAAUCUUCUGCUAUUCCCAAACUACAGAAAACUCCCAAACUAGCUCACGAAUCUGUGAAAUCUGCAGUGGUGACUCCCAAAUGUGUCAGGAAACCAAGUUGUGGGGAAAAAAAGGGUGAUAUUUCUCCUACUAAAGCAUCCUGCCGGCCAUUGUCAAAGGACCAUGAUGAUGUCAUACAACAUAUUGACUUGGUAAAUGGAGUGAAAGAGGAUAGUCAGGAAACACACGCUUCCUCAAUACCAAAGAGCCGGCUGCCUGUUUCAUCUCCUAAAAAGUUGAAAAGGGACCUACCUAAAAUGAGUGACACUAACUCUAGAAAAAUGACCUCAUCCCAAGGAGAGUCAGACAAACCCAAACAAGCCCAGAAGUGCCCAGACCAGCAAGAAGCAGCAGCACAUGUCGAAAGAGCUGCUACUGACACGCCUCCUCCUCCUCCUCCUCCUCCUCCUCCUGGAAGUCCCAAGAAAGGAGGCCCGCUUUCCCUCAAACCAUUAAGUGACGUCUUUAAAACAAGACAACGCCAAGAGGAAACCGACGUCACCAACCAAGAUAAAAAAGACUCAAAGAUGACCAAACAAAAGACUCCAUUAAAAAGUUCUCUUCCGCCAUCUCCGAGCAAGCUCCCCACAAGAGGCCAAAGGAGCUCCCCCAAUAUUAAAUCCAGGAGAAAUCAACAAACUUCAAGCGCCGAUUCGGACACUUUACAUCCAAACAGUAAUACCGAGACAGCUGGCAAACCUGCAGACACUGUUGAUGCGGAUCGUUUGAAAAACAGGAACAUUAAAUCCAUGUCUCAGCAGGAACAAGAGCACAGUGUGACACUCGCAAAUCAUUCUUGUGCCAGCCAAACCAAAGAAAAAGCCAGAGGAUCUGAAGAGGGCCUCGCUCGUCCUAAAGGAAACAUUUCAAAGACUCCAAUAGUCAAAGGAAAUCGAACAGUGGUGACAGUCACGCUCCAAGACAUAGUUAAACCGGUAAAAGUUGAAAUAGCCCAGGUAGCGCCGACCCAGUCGGUACCCAGUUCUGAGGUCAAAGAGCAUGAACACCUACAGAAAACCAUAUUGGAGCCGUCAACAAAAAAAACAUUUCAAGAUGACAGCGCUGCACCGGAAGUGAAACCAGAGAUGGCAAAGGAUGAAGAAGUAUUUUCAGAAUCAGCCCGGCCCACCAAUGACGCAAAGCUGGAAAAGGGCCAUUCAGAAGAAGAUUUAGCAGUGGUGCCUCACACUGCCCAUGGUGACAGCCUAACAGCCUCUCCCCACCUUCAACACCCUCAAGAAAAUGCAAAUGUAGAAAAUGCAAAUGUACCUCCAAUUGAACGCGUUCCAAAAGAGCUUCAUUCUGAGCUGAAAAGUCUUUCGGCAACACCUUCGACUUCUCUAAACACUGCUGAGGAAGCAAAAAAAAUUCAGGAACAAAUUACAAUUCAUCCAUCUGCAAUGACCAAAGAUUCGGUCAAAACUGCUACAGGAGAGGAGAAACCUAAAGAGGAGCUUGGCAAGGAACCAACACAGUCAAUAGACACAGCGAAUGAAGAAGCACCCAAGAAUGUUGAGAGUCAGCUAGACAAAGUGGCUCUUUCACAAAAGGAGGGACAAGAAUCAAAGUCCAGUGAAAAGCUGAAGCACACAACAGCGAUGGGCAACGACUGCAUGGGGGAGCUCAAGGCGUUAAGCACAGAGAAAGAAAUCAGCCGAUCGACUCAAUCGACCCAGCUAACAUCCAAAAAUGUACUUCACAAUUCAGAAGAAAUAACUGCAGUCUGUGAAAGUACAACCGAGACGUUGGCUUCCCACCAAGCUGUUAAUGAUUCUUUGAAGGAAUGUGCAGCUAAAGGAUCUCAGGAGCCAAUGAAUAUAUCAACAAUGAAAGAUCUGGAACCCAAAGUACUGCUCGCUCAGGAUGGGGGAACCACAAGUGACAAAGGGGAGGAGCAAAGUGAAAUCAAGACAAUUGAAGAUAGUGAAACAAAUGCUUCAUCACCAAAAGGUUUGGGGAAUGAAAGUUCACACAAGAGUCCCAACUCUGAAGUUGAAGACCAGAAACCUGUUGGAGUGCAAUUAAAGAGUGCUGACAAACACGAUGGAAUUGCUGAUACUGCAAAUGAUGAAAAUGCACUUGAAAGCCAACUUUCGGACAAAUCGGCGACUCAAAAAGAAACAAAUGAUUCUCCCCCAGAAGUUUUGGAAGCAACAGCGCCUCCUGCCACAAAUGAGAAUGAAGUUGAGGAUGUUACUGACGAUGCAGAAUCUAGCGUUCAAUCUAGCAAAGCAAAUAAGAUAACAGCAGAACCUAUAGAGAACACGGCCAAAGAUCCCGAAAUGCCUGCCAACUUGUCCACAAGCAAAAUCGAUGACCGUAAAAUUGAUGUAAAAGAAAAUGCAAAUUUGGACAAAAUGAUUGAAACAGUGUCUCAAGAAAAAAAUGAGUCCGAGCUCAGUCUGAUUAAGGAAGACAUGGCCACUGGUGGUUUAAAACAAUUAUCCCAAGAACAGAAAAAGACAACGCAAGAAGCUUCUCAACAGCCAAUAAAAGCAUUCCUUAAGGACAUCUCCCCUCUUCCGCUGAAGAAGGAGUCGCCAUCCAGCUGGUUAGACGUGGAACAUCAUCCCAAACCGAAAAAGGACAACAGACGGAAAGCGGGCGCCUCGGCCAGCGAAGACGAUUUGGACCAUUUCAUCAGCAGCAUUAAAGCAGGCGGCAUCCCCUUCCCGGUUCCUCUAAAAAAGCACCCGUGUAAAAAAUCCCCCUCUCCCCCUAUGCCGCCCAUCAAGGAGGAUCAUUUUGAGAAGACCUUUGAUCCCGAAGAAUUCCACAUUGGCUUGAGAAAGAAAAGCAAAGCUUUCAAGGACCCAUCUCCAGCCAUGAUGUUAAAAGAAAAAGCCGCUAGCCGGCGAGCGCGGGCCAUGGAAAAGCACGAGCCGGUCCAGAAAGACCAAAAUGAAUUACCUGAUGAGGAAAAAGACAAAACAAACGUCAAAGUCGGGCUACAGGUUGAGCAGAACAAUGGAGAGGGGCCCGGAAAGCUAUCUUCCCGAUUAGAAAGGAUAUCCAUCCUCUCGAGCUUGCUGAGUUCCCCGCGUUCCUCCAAGAGGAGCCAAGAGGAAACGGCAGCCGCCGACCAAAAUAACAAACAACAGAAAAAUGUGCCCUCACUUGGAAAACAGGAAACAGUUGACGCGACUUUUCCUGAACAUCCAUCAGAUAGCAAGGGUGUGACUCCCGAAGAUGCACCCCGUGAAUCGACUAUAAGCCCCGCCCCCUCUCCUCUGCCCUUGCUUUCGCAAACGAAACCGAGAGAAGAGUCAGAUACUGAGCAGGACUCCACAAGGGCACCCGAAAGCAAGUCGAAUCCGGAACCACUUCGUACUAUGGACGAGGCCUUAACGCCUCAUGUCAAUAAUGCUGAGCUACCUCCACCCACCAAAUACAUCCCAAAGAAUCCUUCAAAGACACCUGUGGUCAAAGGGGUCCACAAAAGACCUGCAAAGCUUUUCAUACACCAACAUGACAACUUGGAAGGUGAAGUCUACGAAGUGUGCGGUGACGUGGAGGAUGCCACGCAGAUGAAACUCUCUCCUGUCAUCUUGGUGCGAGUCAUCAGAGGAUGUUGGCUCCUGUACGAACACAAGGGCUUCCAGGGUCGUGUCAUUGCCCUGGAGGAAGGUCACACUGAUCACCUAGUGAACAUUUGGGCCGACGAAGGCGCCCCGACGACUCUGGACGACAAGGGUCAGCCCUUGACUAUCGGUUCUGUUCGACUGGCAGUAAACGACUAUAGCCAACCCAGAAUUGACUUGUUUACAGAGGUUAAUGGUUUGGGAAGGGUGUCAUCUUACUGCGAUGACACUCUUGAAAUUGGCUCCUUUGGGAUCCCCCAAGCCACUGGUUCCAUCAAGGUCCAUUCUGGAGUCUGGCUGGUGUACAGCGAUCCUGGCUUCGGAGGUUUGGUAGGAGUGCUGGAAGUAGGCGAGUUUCCUUGUUCGCAGACGUGGGGAUUCCCUCAGCCCUUUGUUGGCUCUCUCAGGCCUCUUCGAAUUGGAGCGAUAAGGGUGGAACAUCCUGAAGAAGUCAAGGCAUUCGUGUUCGAGAAGGCCAAUUUUGAAGGAGAGCGUUUAGAGGUGGAUGGUGACUUGUACACGCUGCAGAGUGUGCAAGAGGGAGAAGCAGAACAAAGCAGCUCUGGUGGAACCAAAAAUACAAUCUCCACAGUGGGGUCCAUCAAGAUACUCGGUGGUCUCUGGGUUGGCUAUCAAGAGGAAGAUUUUGAGGGUCAGCAAUACAUCCUGGAGGAAGGGGAAUAUUCUCACUGCAGCCAUUGGGGCGGAUCGGAGGAUGGUCUACUGUCUCUUCGGCCCAUUAGGACGGAUUUCCUGUCCCCACACAUUAAAUUGUUCAGUGAGCCCAACUUGGAUGAGCGGGGGCUGAGUGUGGAUCUAAUGGGCCCCGUUGUCAACAUGCAGGAAAUCGGCCAUGCCAUAAAAACCCAAUCCGUCAACGUCCUGAGUGGGGUCUGGGUGGCAUUUGAGAAUUCUGCAUUCAGCGGCGAGCUUUACAUCCUGGAGAGAGGCCUGUAUUUGUGUCCAGAAGACUGGGGUGCCCAGAAUUUCAAGAUAUCAUCCAUUCAGCCAGUUUUCAAUGAAACAUUAUUGGAAUCUCAGUUCAAGGUGAAGCUGUUCUCUGAGCCCCAUUAUAAGGGUCAACUGGUGGUUCUGCAGGACAGCGCAGAAGCUUUGGAUGAGGACUUUGUGCCCAGGUCCUGUAAGGUGCUGGAUGGCAGCUGGAUUGCAUACGAAGGCGGCAACUUCACUAACAACAUGUACUUGCUGGAGGAAGGAGAAUAUGCCGACACUGAGUUGAUGGGCUUCCCGUCCUCAGACGUGACGAUCCGUUCCAUGCAAACUGUUGCCCAUGAGUUGUCCCUACCCUCCCUCUUGCUAUUCAGCAAGGUGGCUUGCGCAGGUCGCAGGGUGGUGCUGACUCGAGGGACUGUCAACUUGCACCGAGCAGGAUCGUUUGCUCACGUACGCUCUCUGGUGGUAGAAGGAGGAAACUGGGCGUUGUACGAAGGCAGCAACUACCGCGGUCGGCAGCUCCUGCUUCAGCCGGGUCAAUUCGUCGACUGGUGCAAGUUCAGCGGAUGGAAGGGAAUCGGAUCGUUGCGGCCAUUGCGGCAGAAACAGAUCGGUAUCCGUUUGCGGAACAAGGAGACGGGAUGUCUGAUGUCACUGACGGGGGCGAUACAAGAUGUCCACCUGAUGAGGGUGAAUGCCAUAGAAGACACUGGUGGCGAUGAGCAACUCUGGUUCUAUCGAGAUGGUCAGCUUAUCUGUAAGCUGGCCGAGGACUGUGGCCUGCAGACCGCAGGAGACAUGGUGAUGGCGGGUAGUCGGCUUUGCGUGUCUCCAGAGAGAGGAAAAGACAACCAGCUGUGGGACAUAACCUCGGAUGGUGUGGUGCGCUGCCACUUCCAACCUGGCCUGGUCCUUGAGGUCAAAGGCGGUCGCCAGUACGACCAAGUGAUCCUCAACACGUUUGUGGAAGGAAAACCAAACCAAAGAUGGACACUGGAGGUUUUGUGACUCUCCGGGCCAUGUUGUGGCCCACCGACGUGGCUCUGCUCGUGGAGCACACAACCACUCAGUCCUGAGUGGGACUUUGCACAAACACUGCACUCUUGUAGCAUUUGGACCCUUCUGGAGGAGGGUCACCAUGUUCUGACAAUGUUCUUUACAAUUAUGGUUAACUUAACACUUUUGUUCAUAUUUUUUGUAUUAUAUAAGCAAAAGAAGUAUGUUCUUAUUUAUCUAGCAUUGUGUUGAUAUGUUGCAUUGCUCGGAGCAAAACGUCAGUCCCAUCUUAAUGUGGUGGCUCUCCUGACUUUAUGGUACGUAACGUCUUUACUCCAUGGUGUCUGUUUCCUCAUCUCAUGUUGAUGGACGCAAUGAAGUCUAAACUCCAAAGAUAUAUUUGAUUUACUACAUAUUUCGUCACUGCUGUUGAUAAUAUUGUAAAGCGUUGUUAAAGUUUGAACACUGAAUGUGAUUCAUAUUAUUUGUAGAUUAGAUUAAUUUUCAAUCAGACACAUUUUGAAUCAACUGUUGUAAAUAUGUAAACAUAAAAGAGAAAAUACCAGUUA